Messenger RNA from Marasmius oreades (fairy-ring Marasmius), 458 nucleotides. RefSeq lists its product as uncharacterized. The transcript is spliced from 3 exons. NCBI's taxonomy places the organism in Eukaryota, Fungi, Basidiomycota, Agaricomycetes, Agaricales, Marasmiaceae. Bases 1 to 396 code for a protein of 131 amino acids. Gene Ontology annotation, cellular component: Golgi apparatus. The record is from RefSeq and is a predicted model, not a curated record.
AUGUCAAAGAUACAGAUACGUGGUCAUGAGCUGACAAUCUGUGUUCUUAUCAUUUUAGUCGGUCAGCACUGUUACUUUAUCCUUCUUGACCAUGCUUCCCUAAUGUUUCUCACAGUCUAUAAACUCGUCCGGUUCUACGAGCCUGGCAGUCGUGAGCAGUAUGCGACCACCCGAGUGUCACUCACUAUCUUUACUGUUGUGGCCUUCCUUCUGCUCUUCGCGACGUUUGCAGUAGGGUUAAAGACGUUUGCGGAUUUCGAUCGGGGCCUUGCCGGAUCUAAACUGAAUGAGAAAAACCCUCGUCCGAAGUACUCACACCAAGUCACAGGCGGCACUAUGAGCCACAACUCUUAUAAUGCGGGAACUACACUCGGCCCUCGAAUCUCGAUAGAGUGAGGAUGGAGGAUGGAGGAUCACGGACUGUCAUUUCUCUACGCGUAAAUUAUCUAUGAUUCAGG